Prorocentrum cordatum is the source of this 1827-nucleotide messenger RNA. The record is from the annotation of a GenBank genome assembly. NCBI's taxonomy places the organism in Eukaryota, Dinophyceae, Prorocentrales, Prorocentraceae.
AUGUCAAGCUUCUGCCUGAUCGCCAGCCUGGUCGGGGUCAGCGGCGUGUCUGGACUGGCCUCUGCAGUUGACCUCGAGCUGACGCAGGUGUGGACGACCAGCACGAAUGCCUCGAGGCAGUCUUCGUCGGUGACCUCGGCAGUCGUGUCCCGCACGGAUGCUGAUUUGAAAUCAUGGUUGUGCACGUUGAAGAUUGGUGCCACGACUGAGGAGGUGAAAACGUUUUGCAAGGAGUUCCAGAACCCGUUCUGCAUUGGAACUGAAGAAUGUCUGCCACCAGCAGAGAAAUGUCCAGAGCCAUUUGUGCAAGGAUUCCUGACAGAAGCAGAUAAAGACUCGACCAUGGCCAAGUACCCCGCGCUCGUGGUCACAUGCGAAGAGGACCCGUUCGUCAAAAGGGCUUGGGAACACAUCGUUCCAGACGAGACCGAACGGCGGACCUACCCGUGGAACAUCCAAGACAUUGAUGCGCACGUGGUCCGAGGGCGGGGCGUGGGGGUGAAUGUGUACGUGUUGGACACCGGCAUUCAUACAACCCACAGCGAAUUCGGCGGCAGGGCCUUCGCUGGAGCGGACAUCGCCUCUACGGGGACUUUCACAGUGUGCACGCCCAGCAGUACAACGUGCGCUGCGGACCGUCAUGGGCACGGCACCCACUGCGCGGGCACAGUUGGGUCCUCGACAUACGGCGUCGCGGAUGGCGCGACCUUGUGGGCAAUGAAGGUCCUCGACGACAGCGGCAGCGGCUACACUUUUUGGGCCAUUGUUGCAGAGCAAUAUAUUUUAUCGUCUGGUUUACGUCCAGCAGUGGUCAGCAUGAGUCUUGGGGGCGUUGGCCAGAGCUUAUCGGAGCAGACCUCGAUCAACGCGUUGGUGGACGAUGGUGUGACCGUGGUAGUUGCUGCAGGGAACCAAAAUCUUGACGCGUGCGGCUACAAUCCGGCUUGGAUCCCGUCGGCAAUCACGGUGGCAUCUUAUGAUUCGGCAGGAGCAAAGUCUGUCUUCAGCAAUUACGGCACUUGCGUCGACGUUUGGGCUCCAGGCUCGUCCAUCAUCUCGACAUUCAUUGGCAGCAACACUGCGUUGGGUCUUGCUUCGGGUACGUCCAUGGCAUGUCCGCACGUCUCUGGGCUUGCGGCAAUCAUGUACGAGGCGAACCCCACGGCGGGAUCCAUGUCAAGUUCGCAGAGGUGGGACCUCCUGACGGCUUCGAAGCGAGAGAACUGGAUCACCAAUUUACCUGUGACCCCGGCUAGUGUCAACUUGGUCGCCCUCGCACCCACAAUCGCACCGACGCCCACACCCACGCCCAGCCCGACGUCCUAUCCUACGCCCAACCCGACGGCGCCACUUCCUGGCCCGGUCGGCGCCACUGGCGAUCCUCACCUUCAGAACAUCCAUGGUGAGCGGUUCGACUUGAUGCAGCCAGGGAGGCACGUUCUGAUAAACAUCCCUCGUGGAGAGCGCGCCGGUAGAGCGUUUCUUCUCGUGCAGGCCGAUGCGCAAAGGCUGGGCGGACAGUGCACGGACAUGUACUUCCAAGAGGUCAAUGUCACCGGGGCGUGGGUGGCCGCGAACGCGAAGCAGACGGGCGGCCUUCGCUACCGCGCCCAGGACGUUGGCGCCGUACGGGCGCACUGGAUGCACUUCGGGCCUGUGCAGCUAAAGGUCGCCCACGGGCACACGCGGCAGGGCCUCAGGUACCUGAACCUGUACGUGAAGAGCCUGGGCCGUGCCGGCCUCGCCGUCGGAGGCCUGCUGGGGGAGGAUGACCACUCCGAGGAGGAAGCCCCUCAGGAGCAGUGCGCCCACCGCAUGGCCUUGUAG